CUCUGGGAGGCUGGGAGGGGAGAAAGGGAGGGGCGCUGACUGGGCAGUCCAAAGAGGAGGGGGCCUUUAAAUAGGCUCGCCCAGCGCCUGGUUUGCGGCGCCGCGAGAGGCUGCGGCUCGAAGAAGCUGCCCGGCACCUCCCUCUAGUUUUCGGCUGCAAAUCUCCGUCCUUGCACUUGACAGCGAUUGUACUUAAGCUCCCAGAGCGCGCUUUGCUGUGGAAAGGCACAGGUAGGAGGCGCGGGCUGCUCGGUGCACGCUCACUCCUCUGGGAGGAGUUUCUCUCCCUUUGCUCUGCUUUCCGGGAGCUACUGACUGCCCCGGAGCCUUGGUGGUUCCCCUGUGCCGGCUGCAAGGAGACUCGCCGGCGGGGGAGCGGGGCCGAGCCCUUUGGAGAGCGCGGCCGUGCGCUGCCCGGCGCCAUGCUUCUGCUGGGUAUCUUAACCCUGGCUCUCGCCGGGGUACCUGCAGGCGGGUCAGAGCCAGACCAGGAGGUGGUGGUCCCCAUCCGACUGGACCCGGACAUCAACGGCCGCCACUACUACCGGAGGAGUCCCGAGGACUCAGGGGAUCAGGGACUUAUUUUUCAGAUCACAGCAUUUCAGGAGGACUUUUACCUACACCUGACUCUGGAUGCUCAGUUCCUGGCGCCCGCCUUCGCCACAGAGCAUCUGGGCGUCCACCUCCCGGCACUCACCGGGAGCUCUCCAGACUUGCGACGUUGCUUCUACUCUGGGGACGUGAACGCCGAGCCAGAUUCCUUCGCCGCUAUGAGCCUGUGCGGGGGUCUACGCGGAGCUUUUGGGUACAGAGGCGCAGAGUAUGUCAUUAGUCCGCUCCCCAACGCCAGCGCGCAGGCGGCGCAGCGCAACAGCCAGGGCGCACACCUCCUCCAGCGCCGGGGCGCCCCCGGCGGGCCUCCCGGAGAUCCCACCUCUCGCUGCGGGGUGGCUUCAGGCUGGAACCCUGCCAUUCUGCGGGCGCUGGACCCUUAUAAGCCGCGGGAGGCCGGCUUAGGAGAGAGUCGCAGUCGGCGGAGGUCCGGGCGCGCCAAGCGCUUCGUGUCUAUCCCGCGUUACGUGGAGACUCUGGUGGUGGCGGACGAGUCAAUGGUCAAGUUCCACGGCGCGGACUUGGAGCAUUAUCUGCUAACGCUGCUGGCCACGGCGGCACGACUCUACCGCCAUCCUAGCAUCCUCAACCCCAUCAACAUCGUCGUGGUCAAGGUGCUGCUUCUCGGAGACCGCGACACAGGGCCCAAGGUCACGGGCAACGCGGCCAUGACGCUGCGCAACUUCUGUGCCUGGCAGAAGAAGCUGAAUAAAGUGAGUGACAAACACCCAGAGUACUGGGACACAGCCAUCCUCUUCACCAGGCAGGACCUGUGUGGGGCCACCACCUGUGACACGUUGGGCAUGGCUGAUGUGGGCACUAUGUGCGACCCCAAGAGAAGUUGUUCUGUGAUCGAGGAUGAUGGGCUUCCAUCAGCCUUCACCACUGCCCAUGAGCUGGGCCACGUGUUCAACAUGCCCCAUGACAAUGUGAAAGUGUGCGAGGAGGUGUUUGGGAAACUCCGAGCCAACCACAUGAUGUCCCCAACACUCAUCCAGAUCGACCGUGCCAACCCCUGGUCUGCCUGCAGCGCUGCCAUCAUCACCGACUUCCUGGACAGUGGGCAUGGUGACUGCCUCCUGGACCCACCCAGCAAGCCCAUCUCCCUGCCGGAGGACCUGCCUGGUGCCAGCUACACCCUGAGCCAGCAGUGUGAGCUGGCCUUUGGCGUGGGCUCGAAGCCCUGUCCCUACAUGCAGUACUGCACCAAGCUGUGGUGCACCGGCAAGGCGAAGGGGCACAUGGUGUGCCAGACCCGCCACUUCCCCUGGGCAGAUGGCACCAGCUGCGGCGAGGGCAAGUUCUGCCUCAAGGGGACCUGUGUGGAGAGACAUAACCUCAACAAGUACAAGGUGGACGGCUCCUGGGCCAAGUGGGAGCCCUAUGGAACCUGCUCGCGCACCUGCGGCGGGGGCGUGCAGCUGGCCCAGAGGCAGUGCAGCAACCCUACCCCUGCCAAUGGGGGCAAGUACUGCGAGGGAGUGAGAGUGAAAUACCGAUCCUGCAACCUGGAGCCCUGCCCCAGCUCAGCUUCUGGCAAGAGCUUCCGGGAGGAGCAGUGUGAGGCUUUCAACGGCUAUAACCAUAGCACCAACCGGCUUACCCUUGCCGUGGCAUGGGUGCCCAAGUACUCCGGCGUUUCUCCUCGGGACAAGUGCAAGCUCAUCUGCCGAGCCAAUGGAACUGGCUACUUCUAUGUGUUGGCGCCGAAGGUGGUGGAUGGUACACCGUGCACUCCUGACUCCACCUCGGUCUGUGUCCAAGGCAAGUGCAUCAAGGCUGGCUGUGACGGGAACCUGGGCUCCAAGAAGAAAUUCGACAAGUGUGGUGUGUGUGGGGGCGACAAUAAGAGCUGUAAGAAGGUGACAGGCCUCUUCACCAAGCCCAUGCACGGCUACAAUUUUGUGGUGGCCAUCCCUGCCGGUGCCUCGAGCAUUGACAUCCGCCAGCGUGGCUACAAGGGGCUGGUUGGAGAUGACAACUACCUGGCCCUGAAGAACAGCCAAGGCAAGUACCUGCUCAAUGGGCACUUCGUGGUGUCGGCUGUGGAGCGGGACCUGGUGGUGAAGGGCAGCCUACUGCGCUACAGUGGCACGGGGACGGCGGUGGAGAGCCUGCAGGCCUCCCGGCCCAUCCUGGAACCCCUGACCGUGGAGGUCCUCUCCGUGGGCAAGAUGACACCACCCCGGGUCCGCUAUUCCUUCUACCUUCCCAAAGAGCCUUGGGAGGACAAGGCCUCCCACCCCAAGGACCCCCGGAGCUCCUCGGUGCACCACAACAGUGUCCUCAGCCUCUCCAAUCAAGUGGAACAGCAGGACGACAGGCCCCUGGCGCGUUGGGUGGCAGGCAGCUGGGGGCCUUGCUCUGUGAGCUGUGGCAGUGGCCUGCAGAAGCGGGCGGUCGACUGUCGUGGGCCCCCAGGGCCACGCUCCAUGUCUUCCUGUGAUGCAGCCCAUCGGCCAGUGGAGAUGAGAGCCUGUGGGGAACCCUGCCCGACCUGGGAGCUCGGCGCCUGGUCGCCCUGCUCCAAGAGCUGUGGCCGGGGAUUUAAGAGGCGUCCGCUCAAGUGUUUGGGCCCUGGAGGGCGGCUGCUGGCCCGGGACCAGUGCAACCUGCGCCGGAAGCCCCAGGAGCUGGACUUCUGUGUCUUGAGGCCGUGCUGAAUGGGACUGUCCUUUUCUCCUCCUCACUCUCCGCCCCAUUGGUGCUGCCAGGGCUCCGGCCAGCUGGAGCCAUGGGCAGAGGGCGGUGGCCGGGUGUCAAGGCCAUAACGUCACUCACUUCCAGGGACAAGGACCAUGGGCAGGGCUAAGAGGUCCCUUCCUCCACCCUGGCCUGGGUGGGGGAAGCCAAGUGACUAAUGCACAGUCUACCUCACGCCCGGCUCCUCCAGGGCCCAGUCUCUGGGAGAGGCUGAGAGAUGCGGGCACUGGGCAGAGGCGCUGGGGCCCAGUUUCCGAGGGACCUGGAGGAUGGGCACCUCCCAGGCAGAACUUCAGGGACCUUGGCCCCCAUAAGGGAGGCCACAGGCUGCUGGAAGAGCCAUGGCCCAGCAGCUUGGCACCCUCAGGUGGCCCCGGGGGCUCUAAGCCGUUUCUGAACAAGGCAGGUUUCUAUGGUGCUGUCAACCCGCCUUUCCUUUCUGACUGACCAGGACUGAAUAAUGAAAAAAAUAAUGGCUGGUGUGGGCAGGAACUGGUAGGAAAGUGGGGUGAGGAAUAACAAGUCUGGGAAGAGGUUUAUAUGUAGGGGGAGUCCGGAGCUUUCUCAUCUUCCUUCUACUCCUGACCCUCCGUCAAGAGCGGCCUCUUCUUCCUGUGUUGUCCAGGACGUCAGGCUGGGUGGAGGGCUUCCAAGUACGUGCCCUUUGAGGCUUUGCAAAUAGGUACAGGAAGUCAAUAGGGAGUCUAUUGCCUUCUUCAGGAGGGAUUAGACCAUUGAAAAAAGAUGGAAGGGAUGAUGGAUUCUGUGGUGAAACAGGGAGUUUGAGCAGUGGCCUAGAAUGUUCCGUGUCACUGGGACUGGGCUUGGGGUUUGGAGCAAUGUCACCCUGGGAUGGGGAGGAGUCCUCAGUUUUGAUGACUCCUUCCUCCAGAGAGGUAGGUAUAAAUAGGGCUGCUGCCUUGGGCUCUGUGUUGCCUCAGAGAACCUUCAGAGUGGCCACUAAGAGGGACGUGGGAGAUGCCCAGGAGGGCUAGAUGCUGAACAUCCACAUGCCUGGAGGUGGGUCCUUCAUCUGGACAGCUACAUGUGGUCUGUCUUUGGGCACAUCACAUGACAUUGCAGUUGGAUAACGGGGUUCACUGUUUGCUACCUCAGGCUAUGCUCUUUGGGUACCCACACCUCUCCCUUUCCUGGGGUGGUGGUGACCCUGGUGCUUCCAGCGGACCUGGCUGUUGUCCUCUGCAGACUGAGCUGCCCAGACACAAAGAUAAGUGUGUGGUACAUGGCUUCCUGCCCCCAGAGCCUGGCCACCCGCUGGGGCUCCAAAAAUGAAAUCAGGAUCUCAGGUGCCUUGGGGACAGGCUUCAGGAGACACAAAAAUCAAUGACCUAAAAAAAGAAAGAAAGAAAGAAAGAAAGAAAGAAAGAAAGAAAAUCAAUGACCUGACCCAGAGGCACUUGGCAGCCACCAACGGGAACUCCUGGCUAUCCUAGAGACGUGUUGGGGCUGUAGAAACCAGGGUGUUUCCUGGAGGUCCAAGUGGGAAGAUGUUCUGGGGUGAGAAGAGCCUUUGGUCAAGCAGGGUAUUUCUUGAGGGUGCAGCUGCUCCCACAUGAACAUGGGAGAUUCUGCUUCUGAGUUAGGUAAUAUGUCCUGGACUUUAGUGAGGUGAUACCGGAGCAAGUGUCUUCCCUGAGAAAGGGCCUCAGUCCCUUUAUUUGGCUUCCCCUAGUAGGCAGACUCCACAAACCAGGCAUUCAGGUAAACCUCUGGGGUGGUGCUCCAAUCUCAGCCCAGCUCUGGGCUGAGCCCUUGACCGGAACACCCACAGCUGGGUAAAGGGCGUGUGGAUCUCUGAGGCAGAGCUGCAGCCACUCCUGGAGAAUGAAGCAAGGAGGAAUCUUCCUCCCUGUAUAGAGAAACCGUGGGGCUGCGACCAUCAAAAGGACGCAGGCCACCAGGGCAGAUGUAGACCCCCACUAGCCGACGAUAGCACUGCUCUCCGUGCUUGGUGCACCCCUCCUCGGUGAGGAGAGGGUGGCGCGGGGGCUGUGCAGAAUGGGCAGGGGAAUGGGGAGGGGGGAAAGGGUGCUGCCAUCAGUGGGGGUGACUGGUCCCCUAGCAGAGCAGCUUUAGAAAUCAUUUCGAGGAGAGACGACCUAUCUUGUUCCUGACACAAGCUGGGCCUCAAAUGCUCUUUUCUGUCAUGAUUUUUUUUUUUUCCUUUUUAAAAGAAGUAUGACCAAGACAACUUGGGAGGUUUGUCUUAUCUUUGACCAUUUUGCUAAUCCAACCAUGUUCUCCAAGGUUGAGCAGAGACAAGCCUCAAGGUACAGGUUUCUGGUGAUGGAAUGAAAAGUUAAGGUGGUAUCUCAUGUCUAUAGAAGAGGAGGAAGAUUCUGGGGGUUCCAGAAACAACUUCUAUGGGGUGUGGACCAGUAAGGAUCUGGGCUCAGGAGUCCCCUGCCUCCUCUGCCCUUUGUGUGCACUGAUUGGAGGAGUCCAACCUUGUGAGCCUGGCCGUGUUGGAGUAGGGGGCUGGGGUGAGCUGAAGGGCUUGGUUGUUCCCAGCCUGGGAGUUGGCUCCCGAAGGCACUAGACACUGUCACUUACAGAGCCCCCCUUUUGUGUUUGGUUCUUUCACAUUCCAUGUGCAGCAGACGGAUGGAAGGACCUAGGUCCUGGCUGGGCUGUGUAUACUGUGUAUACAUGGGAGAUGGCUGCUGCGGGGACAACAGCCUGCUCCUAAUAAAGUUGUAAGUAUUUAACAUCUGUGUCCUGCUUCCGUGACUUCAUCUCAUUUGCGCAGACAUCCCCCAGAUCUGCUGAACUGGCCCGUGUGCCAGCCAUGUGCCAGGGGCUACAGUACCACAGCGACAAGGACAGGCACUGUCUCUGUCCCGUGCAGCUGGGGGAGGUAGGGCAAACAGUUGGGAAGCAAAGACCCGGAAUAGUGGCAGAUAUGGGAGGUGCAAGGAUCUGUGUACGGAUUGUGUAUGGGUGGAGUGACCAGGAAAGCCCGGCAGAGGAUGGGACGUGGCCCUGUUGAGAGGGGUGGGAGUCUUUCUGUGAGGGACAGCAUGCUAGGGCUUGGUGACCAGAAGGAGCAGGUGUGUGUGCAGGAGGGUCUGAAAGAAGGCCCCUGGGUCGGGGCUGUGGUGAAGGGGGCAAGGCACAGGAAGAGGCUGGAGGGUCCCUUCAGUGGGGUCUCCCAGGCACCUGCCUUAGGAGGAAAUCCUGUUUCCUGAGGGAAGGUAUCCUCCUGUUUGAUGAAUGUUUCCCUCUUCUUAGCUCUGUUUUGGUCUGACAAUGUUAGCAAAUAUCUAGGCAGGCGAGUGGUGUGACACAUUUUAAAGAACAUCAACGCAGAGUCCAGAAACUCGCCUUGGUCUUAGAUCGGAGAUCCUCUCCUGGGACUCCAUUUUCUAUCUGCAAAGUGAGAAAGGUAGAUUUAAUGUUUUAGGGUGCUUCCAGCUUUAACAGUCAGUGUUUCUAGGCACAGUGACGGUUUACACUUUGGCAGAUGAUUGUUUGGUUUUAGUUUGGGAUUCAGAGGAGAACGGGCUUCUGCUCAUGCCUUCCCUGCAGGGCAAGGCCAUGGGGUAAAUAACUUCUUUACGGGCUGAUUGUAGACCUGGGGCCCAGGGCAAGGGUACCCGAGUAGGAACUUGGACAAAGCUUUGGCACUUGAUAGAAGGUUCUGGUGGAAGGAGAAGCUAGUCAGAAAAGCCCACUUGACACUAUAACCUAGUUGGAGGCCUGGAAGGAACCAGGAGUGUUGAUGUCUAAGCUAGAAGUCUGCAGCUUCAAAGUCUUUGUAAACCAUCUCAAGACAUUUGGCAUAUUUGGGCUUAUUAUUUUAUUUUUGUUACCCCUUCUGUUUUGUAUUGUAGCGAUUGCCAGGAAAACCUUUCUAAGGAAAAUUCCCACGGGUUGGUCUCUGGGUAAAGGAAAAUGGUUUCUCUACUUACAAUGCUUCUGACACCAAAUGUGUGUGUGUGUGUUUCCCACGCCAACCAAUUUUCCAACUCUCCAGACACCAAUUGAGUGUCCUAGAAUUUAAAUCAUUUCUGACGGUAACUAGCUGGAAUUAGAAUCAGGUUUAAGGGCUCAGUCCCAAGAGACUGCCUUCACUAAGAACACUAGUCAUAAGCAGUGGGUCCCCAGGGUACCCACACUUCUGAUGGACAUAGCUGCAAAGCUGAGUUUUCCCACAGUCCCUG
Messenger RNA from Lutra lutra (Eurasian river otter), 7499 nucleotides. It is a transcript of the gene ADAMTS15, whose product is annotated as ADAM metallopeptidase with thrombospondin type 1 motif 15. The record is from RefSeq and is a predicted model, not a curated record. The coding region runs from base 423 to 3275 and encodes 950 amino acids. Gene Ontology annotation, molecular function: zinc ion binding; metalloendopeptidase activity. The transcript is spliced from 8 exons. Lineage: Eukaryota; Metazoa; Chordata; Mammalia; Carnivora; Mustelidae. Gene Ontology annotation, biological process: proteolysis; extracellular matrix organization.